This is a messenger RNA of Amphibalanus amphitrite, 7670 nucleotides long. Its product is annotated as ubiquitin carboxyl-terminal hydrolase 36-like. The transcript has 19 exons. Gene Ontology annotation, cellular component: cytosol; nucleus. The record is from RefSeq and is a predicted model, not a curated record. Gene Ontology annotation, biological process: protein deubiquitination; regulation of apoptotic process. Gene Ontology annotation, molecular function: cysteine-type deubiquitinase activity; cysteine-type endopeptidase activity. The coding region runs from base 116 to 3763 and encodes 1215 amino acids. Lineage: Eukaryota; Metazoa; Arthropoda; Thecostraca; Balanomorpha; Balanidae.
AAAUAACAUGUGAUAGUUCAAAAUCAAUAUCGACGGGGAUUAAUACACUUUGGUCACUCUAGUUGUUACUACUUGCUACGCAUGCAAUUUAUAUGGUGGUUCUACAAAAAGAAUCAUGGUGGCCGAUCCGAUAGGUGCCUACCUGCAGAGCUCUCUGUCCAAGCACAGCAGCAAUGGAGGGCAGCAGGCGGCCAUACUGCAGUCCAAACUGCAGGCGUCUGCGAAGCGCGCGCUGCUCACCCGAGUUGAGUUUGAGCCAGCCGAGAAGCAGCACAGCCACAUGUUGCAGACGCUGCAGAACAAGUACAUCGUGCUUGGGGAGCGGGACUACGCGGCGCAGGGCGCCAACGGAGCGGCCAACGGUGCCGCCAACGGAGCGGCCAACGGCUCGGCCCCUCCCGUCGGCUCCAACCGCCCCCAGCCGCCGGUGGUGCUCAGUAAAAAGUCCGACCUGAAGCUGGGCUGGGGCAACAGCAGCUACCCCACCGGCGCCGGCAUGGUCAACAUGGGCAACACGUGCUACCUCAACUCCAGUCUCCAGGCUCUGUUCCACGCGCCCGGUCUGGUGCGCUGGCUGCUGGAGGACGGUCGACACGCUGCCCGCUGCUCGGGCGCCGACCAGUGUACCGUGUGCUCGAUGGCGCGGACCCUCCGCUCCACACACCAGAGACAGGGAGGCGUCGUCAAACCCAUACUCAUCUACUCCAAACUGAAACUGAUCUGCAAGCACUUCAUCCACGGCCGCCAGGAGGAUGCCCACGAGUUUGUGCGCCACCUGCUGGACAGCAUGCAGCGCUGCCACCUGGCGGCGCUGCGCGCAACUAAGCUCGACAACCUCAGCAAGGAGACGACGCCGCUCAACCACCUGUUCGGCGGCUACCUGAAGACGCAGGUGACGUGUCUGCGGUGCCAGCACGCGUCCCGCACGUUCCAGCACUUCCAGGACCUGCUGGUGGAUGUCAGACAGGUAUCAACGGUGGACGACGCGCUGCACUUGUACUUCAAAAAAGAGCGGCUAGAUGGCGCUGACUACAAAUGCGAACGAUGCCGAAUGAAGGUGCCCGCCACAAAGAAGUUCUUCAUCGACGAGGCGCCUUUGAUAUUGUGCAUACAGCUGAAAAGGUUCAGCCUGGGUGGAGGGAAGAUCACCAAACACCUGGCGUUUCCCAACAAACUGAACGUGACCAGGUUCAUGACGCGACCUCCGACACAGGGACAGGUGGUCUACUCGCUGGUGUCCCUGAUCAACCACAUGGGUCCGUCCCAGAACUGCGGCCACUACACGGCCAUGGCCAAGGCGGCCAACGGACAGGUGUACCUCUUCGACGACGCCUCGGUGCGUAUGACGUCACUGAGCAACAUGCUGUCCACCAAUGCCUACGUGCUGAUGUACGAGAUGACGGGAUCCACGCGACAGCUGCUGCUCGGCCACUCGCCAGGAGCGCCGGCCACAGAGACGAAUCGCGCGGCCUCGCCGCCGCCCCCUCCCCCGCCCCCUCCCCCGCCGCCUGUCCGGGCCCCGUCAGUUCCAGCCGCGACCACCCCGCUACAGCCGAACGCCGCGCUGACCAACGCCGCCAACAGGUCUCGGAUCUCGUUCACGAUGACGUCACCGGCCAUCGUGGUGAAGCGCCCUCUUCCUGGCAACAAGUCGGCUGUGCUGGGUCGGGCGGCCACCGCGCCUGCCGCCCCCGCCCCCGCCCCCGCCCCAGCCGCCGCCGCCGGCGGUGGUGCCACCAAAGCAGCGCCUCUGGUGCCGUAUGGCACCGGCGACUCGGCUUCGGACGACUCGGACUCUGAGAACCGCGCCGCCGGUCCUGCCAAGGGCUCUGCGACCUCCUCAGCUCCUGCGCCUCCGGCGGCUUCGUCAGCUGGUUCAACAGCUAAGGGGUUGACGGCGACCACAGGAACACCAGCAGGCUCAGGAGCGGCAGUGAAGAAGCCGGCUGCUGUGCCCUCCCCGGCGACUCCUGCACGUGUUCUGGGAGAGCGGCAGCCCCGGGCGCCAGCGGCCACCUCACCCUGGCUGGUGAAAGAGGUGCCCGCGGUGCCGGGCUCGCCGUCUCUACACAGUGAGGAGAGUGCGACCAGCCACGGGAGUGUGGGAUGCACCAGCCCCUGGCUCGUUACGGAGAAGGAGGGCGGCCCGGCGGUGCCCCUGAAGGCGGACCCCACCCCGCCCGGCUGGAAGGUCACCCCGUUACCCGCCAGGUCACCGCAGAGUGACACCUUUGACCCGAGGUCAGAGGUGCGCCCCUCGCCUCCGCCUAUACGCAGGGCUGGGAGCGUCGACUCCCCAGACGGGCCGCGGCAUAUCCUCAGCAAGAUCUCGCGCAAGCUGAAGACACUGACGUCUCGCCCGGAAAAACGGGCGCUCGGUGAAGACGUCGGGAGGCCGGCCAAGCGGCCCCGCCCCGCCCCCGCCCCCGCCGACAGCGGGGCGGGGCGGAAAGUGGGCAACAGCGUCUUCUUUGAUGAGCAAGAAAACAGGGCGGCAACACCGGCCGACUCUGUGGCAAACGGCGGCGCGGCGGCGGCAAACGGCAACCCAGCGGUGGCGAACGGCGACGCGACAGCGGCAGAAGCGGCGCGUCCGCCCGGCCGCUCUAUGCCUCUGGUGACACCGGAUGGACUGCAGGACUGCGGAUCAGGCGACGGUGCCGCGCUGGCCUCGGCCCCGGCCGGUCCGAUCCCGCAGAAGGAACACGUGGUAAAUGGGGAGAAGGAACACAAAGCCAAGGCGCCGUCGGACAGUGCUAGGUCGUCUGAAGUGGACUCGAAGUCGUCAGUUGGGAGUUCAGCAUGUUCGGGAUCGACAAAGGCACAGUCUGAACAUGUGGAAUCGCUCAAUGGGGAGAGACAUAAAAGGGACUCACACAGGCACAAGAAAGACAAGAGUCGCGGGUUGGGCGACCGGGGAGAAGUCUCAGCACCGGGAAGUCGGUCUAUUUCCUCGGAGAGGUUCUCCCCACCAUCGGAAAGAUCGAAAUCUUCCGAAAGAUCGAAAUCAUCAGACAGGUGUAAAUCCUCCGAAAGAUCUGACCGAUCGAAAUCUUCGGAAAGAUCAAAUAAAUCAAAGUCAUCAGACAGCUCAAGAUCGUCGGACAGAUCGAAAUCAUUAGAGCGAACCAAGCCAUCGAAUCGACCGGCCUCUCCAGCUCCAGAUCGACCCGCCGCCUUUACGAAGCCUUCCUGGCGUUCUGGGUCUCAGGACUCUGGGCUUUCGCCUACCAAGCGGUCUGAGCGUCCUCAUCACAGACAUCAGGAGCGUCAGUACAGGAGGAGGAGUCGCUCCUCGUCCUCCUCCUCCUCUGAGGACGACAGGAGGAGGAGGCCGUCCUCCGCGCCGGCCGCGGCCGGAGGAGGAGGGGGAGGGGAUGCGCUGGCGUUCCUCACCUCGGGAGCUGGACUGAGCGGAUAUGGAAGAGAUGUGACCACGUGGUCUGGAGAGAGGCCCGGCCUGGAGAGAGAGCGGGAGAGGGACAAAGAGGAGCGGCGACGACGGGAGGAGCUGGACGAGUACAAUGACGAGCUGGACGCUGGACGGGUGAAGAAGGUGCGCGGUCACCGGGAGCGUCCCGUUCUCGACCACAACCCGUUCCAGCGGCUGCAGGACGACCGUCGGCGGGAGCCGGGCGGUCGGGAGAGGGACCGCAGCCCGUCCCGACACCGGAGGGACAGGAGGGACCGCCGGCGGGACGACCGGGACCGACACAGACACCGCCACCAGCGCCGCGACAGCCGCGACAGGGUCUCCCGGUGAUGGGUGCGCACUCGGCGAGACAGACUACAUCGAGAGAGUUGGGGAGAGGGAAGGUCAGUUGAUGGAAGUGAUUGCUGACGGGUGAAGGAUACAUAAAGAAGGUUAGGAAGCGAGAGGGUCAGACGGUGGAAGUGAGAGCGGACGGGCGCUGAUAUAUAUCGAGAGAAGUUGAGUCGGUGGAAGUAAUGGAUGACAGUGGUAUGAUCACCACGUCAAGAAGUCUCGCAGUUCUAAUAAUGUCCAAUAUGUCGGCACGAGGGCCUCUCUUUGAUGGCUGUCGAGCGCGGAGAGCCCCUGCCUGCCUGCCUGCCUGCCUGCCUGCCUGCCUGCCUGCCUGCCUGUCUGCCUGCUGGACGGGCAGAUGGGUGAUUGAAGUACGCCGAGCGGAAUGAGUGGAUUUCCACGAGCUGCAGCAGCCGGAUCCAAAGCUGAUCAGUAACGAGACAGAUCGGCAACGAUACAGGUUUGAAGAGCUUUGUGCCGCCGAGUGUGCGGCAGUUGAGUGAGGCGGAGUGUGUCAGCUCCUACCGCGGGAUUCUGCGUAGGUCGAGUGCUGGUGAUGAUUACAGCGAGCGGGAUUGUUAGGCUGGAAUGGUACGCUCAGAAGUGUUGGUGGAAAAGUCAGAGGUGAUGGUCGUUUGUCGUUAUGAGCUGGUCUGGGAAGCUGGCAGGGAUGAAGCGAUCGCUGUAUAUCAGUGAACAGAACGGAGGGAUGUCCGCUGGUUCGCAUCGUGCCGUGGGGCGCACGGAUAAGCCUGACAAGUGAAGGGAUUGAAGACCAGCCACGUAAUGGAACGCUGCGGCAUUUGUACGACGUUUUGACGGCAUGAGCUCACGGGCAGACUGCGUCAGUGGAUGUGAUUAACGCUGAAAAGUCGUUGCAGAUCCAGCCGCCCGUGUCACUAUACUGACAGCGUCGCGUCGCUCGCUUCUGCAGAGCCCCAUCACCUGUCAUCCACAGUUAGUCAGUGAGGGCUGACAUCCCGCGAUUUUGAGACUGAUCAGACUGUAACGGGAAUGAGUUGCCCCGGGCGUUUGAACUCGAUCGCCUCAUUAACUGUACCGAUUCAUGCUGAGCAUGAAUCAUUGAAGCCACGUGGUAGCUCUCUGUGGGUGAAAGCCACGUGCGAGGGCGACUUUUUUCGCGGCAUAUUCUCGUGGAAGAACGGUUGUGUGUCUCAAGUGUGUUUGACAUCAAGUGUUGGAUGCAGUUGACAUUCGCCGACUGGCAAAAGAAAUCGUUUGCCAAACGCGGGCUAUGGGGGCAUUGUGGUGGUGGUUUGCAAGUGUUUGUUGUUUUACGUGUUUUCAUCGACAGAAGUGGUGACCGUAUGUUAGGCUGGGCUACGUUGCGAUGUUUGUGGAGCUCUGACCUGCGCACAGUGGGGAUUUUUCCGAUCUAGCACGUAUUUAUUCGUAGAGGGCAAAUCAUAGGUAGAAUUGUAGCCAGAUUGUGCACAGAUGUUGGCUGGUGUGUCCUGGUGAGAAUUUUACCUGUAAAUGUGCAUAAUCAACAUAGUAUAGGGGGUUCAAUUGGACCCCCCGCUCAGCCGUUUGGCCCCUGAUCAAGCUAGAGCUUCGCGGAAAAGUCAAGCGUGCUGCCUAUGACGAAAUUAGGCCGAAUAUAUCCAAUUUCAAAGUCCAAGGUCAUAAGCUGACUUUCCAAGUCAGUUUAAUGACCCAACUAAAGUUGGGAAAUCGAGACCUCUUGAAACUUCGCAAAGUUAGGGUGUUACGGGGUAUUUUGGGGUGCUGAUCACGAAUUUCAUGUUAGUUUUGAUCACAGACGAUGUCUUUAUGCAUUUAGGCCAGGUCGGGUCAGGUCAGGUUAGAUCAAUUAGUAGGCGUCCUGCCGGCCAUCCAUAGAAGUGUCACCUACUACUGAUAGCUUCGUAACAUGGAACGAAGGCACUAGAACUACUUCGUAAAUAUUCAAAUGGCUGCUAAAAUCGAAAUCAGCACCAAAAACUACCCUAGAAACAAGUAAAACUCGAAAAAGUGAACCAAGGUCAUCAAAAAGUCAAUGACCUUGACUUGACCUUCACGUGACCUUGACACCCACCAUUAUGCAUGGCAACAACAUCAUUUCACAUAUUUGAACGUUUAAAACCACAAAAAGACUGGAAACCGCGGAUAAUGUGAGCUGGCAUACGCCGAAUCGCGAUUCCGGCCAAACAUGGUCUCGAGAAAUAUGCCACAGGUCAAAGGUCAGUUGGGUCAGAGUCAUGAAAUUUUUAGGUUAGAUGUAAAAUUGAUGAUCUCGAGGGUACCGAAAGUUUCGGCACGAUCGGCCGCUUUUUGCGCGAGUAAUUUGCGGAAAACCAUGGGGUUUUAUCCGACCCCUUCCCCCUCCCCCUCCCCACAAGUGCGAUGGUUAAUAAGGUUACGGUAUGUAUAAUUUACGCUUGUCAUCCUAUUCCUAAUGAAUGUGUCUCAGAAAAUAUGCAUCAUAUAAAUCACGAAGUAAAAUUAUUCGCCUAUGUCCGGAACAUACCUAUAUCGUGCUGUUUGCCCUAGCGCUCCUCGAGUGGGGUGUUAAGAUACUCUAAUGUGAAUAUUCCGUGUUCAGGCAAGUUUCGGCAGCCAAACUAGGCGUUGUCUUGUGCAGAAGAAAGUGGCGAAUUCGAUAGGAUAUAUUUCGGAGUGGAAAAGUGUGGAGAACAUUGUUGAUUUCCUACAUUUAUUUAGAAUACCAUUCCUUCAAUAUGGUGUUUGUAAGGGUUUUUUGUAAAGGGCAUUUUUGUGACCUUAGUAAGGUUGUGGCAUAUUUUCUGUUUGCCAUUCCAUUCCUAAUAAAGGUGCCUUUCAGACGAUAUGCAACUUUAAGACCUCGCAAGAUUAAAACCAACAGGACAGGACAAUGAAAUUGAGCUAUACUUUCUUGCCUUGCUGAGCCCAUUGAGUAAUCACGCAUGAGUGUGAACUUUGGGCGCAUUUUUCCUAGUUUUGCUGUGGACAUACAGAUAAAACAAUGCCAUAUAUGAAAAAUUCAGACAUUUCUUAGCCCUACUGACACAAAAAAUAAACAAAAAUCCAAAAAAUAUUUUUUGAAUUAAUAGGCGCUAGAUCGGAAAAAUCCCCACUGUGCUGCGGUGCGAUGUGGUGUUUGUCAGGGCGAAGUGUUUGUGAUCGGUCCGAGGCAGUCGCCGCUGUCUCGUGAAAUGUGAUCUGGGAGGGGAAGGACAGACUGAAUGAAGAGAAGGGUAACGAUAUGCGCCGGGUCAACUGCAAGAGGUGUGGCAACUUGGAGUGGGUUUCGCGGUCGCGUUCUUCGCUGCCUUGGCCAGUGAAUGUUUGGACGGUUUGAGCCGGUAUAGCACUAAGUAUGGGCGAAGUGCACUGACAGGUUCAAAUCUUCCACACUCACACACUAAUUCCGGCGAUACGAAACGGGCCAUGAAGACUUACAACGGACGACAAAGCGAAAAGGCAGUGUGGUUUGGUAAUAUUUGUGUUUGCUUGUAGGCGCUGUCUUGUGUUUUGAUAUCGAUAAUCUUACAAAUGGGUCUGUUUGGGUAUUUUUGGCGGUGAACUACGCGAGAAACGCUACAUCCGGGUUCAUUGGCGUCUCUCGUUGGCGUCUGCGUAGAUCACUGUGUGGUUCUACCAGCUGUUUCGCCGUUUUCGAUGCGUGUUGAUGACAAGUCAAGCUCGGUCGGACGAGGUAAAGCGUUUGUUGUAGUUUUUCUGGUUGAUUGCCCGGCUCUGGUGAGCUCAGUGGUAGUUUGGAGGGGAGUUUGGUCACAUGCCGGGCUGACGCCUUGUCUGACUGCUGCCUCUCCCUUCCUUGGAGGACAGAGGUGUGAUGUGUUUCAUAAGAUUGUGACGGAAAUAUGUGACUUCACAUAUGUAGUUUGAAGUCCUCAUCGUGUGAAUGAAUUGUGUGGAAAAGAAAAUCGUGAUGGGA